AUGUUGCAAGCUGUUGUAGUUGUAUGGUGUGCACUGGGCAUACACAUUGCCCAUGGUGCCGCCACUACUGCAAACCCAGGUUGUGGAACUGUCCCAGCCGAUAUUGUCUUUUUGCUUGAUGCAUCCGGAAGUGUAGGAUCUUCGAAUUUCCAGAAACAAAAGGCAUUUGUUGCCAGGUUUGCUAAUUCGUUUAACAUUGGGCCACACAACGUCCAGAUUGGCGUGACAACGUUCUCCACUUCAACGCAUAACCAGUUUAACUUAAACAAGUAUUCAAGCAAGGCGCCAUUGGUACAAGCUAUUAACUCCAUUCCUUACCAGUCUGGAAGUACCAUGACCAGCCAGGCCUUGACCUAUGUCACACAGAACAGUUUUACUCAUGCUGCUGGUGACAGAGACCACGUGGCCAAUAUCCUGAUCGUGAUGACGGAUGGUCAAUCAAAUAACAAGCCUGCAACAAUAUCCGCCUCCGAUAAACUUCACCACACAAACAUUAAGACAUUCGCCAUUGGAAUCGGGAGUGGGCAUCGAUAAUGGUGAGCUACGCCACAUCGCUUCUGACUCAAAUCAUGUCUUCACCGUCUCCAACUUUGAUGCCCUCACUACCCUACAAGCUGAGCUUAAGAAGACGGCCU
This is a messenger RNA of Pecten maximus, 635 nucleotides long. RefSeq names its product collagen alpha-1(XX) chain-like. The record is from RefSeq and is a predicted model, not a curated record. Bases 1 to 534 code for a protein of 177 amino acids. The transcript has 2 exons. Lineage: Eukaryota; Metazoa; Mollusca; Bivalvia; Pectinida; Pectinidae.